CCCACCCCACCUUCCUCGCUUUCCCGCGAUGAGUUUCAUGGCGUGUUUACUAUUCGACACCCGUGUCGCCGUGUUUACCAAGCGGUGCGCGUGAGUAGUUUGCCUGGUUUCAGCAUUUCAGAGUCUCACUGUUCGAGGGUGGAGCUGCCUGCGUUCAGCCGUCACCUGCCUUAACGCGGUAAGCGAGCCCUCCUCGCGAAUAUCCCCUUCAUCGACAGCAGUGGGGGGAAGAGACGCUGCGUUGUUCCACGCAAGAACACAAAAGCAAGCGACGCGCGUGCCAUGGCGAGCGACCAAAACGCGUAGUCGUCACCAGUCGGGAUUCGCUUCGCCCCCUCAGCGAGUGAUGACCCUGGCGCCCAAGGCUAAAGUGGAAGUGCUGGUCAGAGGAGUCACGGCGGCCGAAGACGAUGCCCUCAUCAACAAGAAGCUACCCAAGGAAUUGCUGCUUCGCAUCUUCUCCUACCUGGAUGUUGUCUCGCUCUGCGCUUGCGCCCAGGUGUCCAAGCUGUGGCACGAGCUCGCGCUGGACGGCAGCAACUGGCAGAAGAUCGACCUGUUCAACUUUCAGACCGACAUUGAGGGUCCCGUAGUGGAGAACAUCUCGCGCCGAUGCGGCGGCUUCCUCAAGAAGCUCAGCCUGCGCGGCUGUCAGAGCGUGGAGGACGCGUCCUUAAAGACUUUCGCGCAGAACUGCAACAACAUCGAGGACCUGAAUCUGAACGGCUGCAAGAAACUGACGGACAGCACCUGCCAGAGCCUGGGAAAGCACUGCAGCAAGCUAACCUUCCUCGACCUGGGUUCGUGCUGCCAGGUGACGGACCUGUCACUCAAGGCGAUCGGCCAAGGCUGUCCCGCGCUUGAACAGAUCAACAUUUCCUGGUGCGACCAGGUGUCCAAGUAUGGUGUGGAAGCUCUGGCUGCCGGUUGCCCACGGCUACGGAGCUUCGUCAGCAAGGGCUGCCCAAUGGUCACCGAUGAGGCAGUCUCCAAGCUGGCCCAGCAUUGCGGAGGCCUGCAGACCCUCAACCUUCACGAGUGCACCAACAUCACCGACACCGCGGUGCAGGCCGUUAGCCAGCACUGUCCCAAGCUUCACUUCCUGUGUGUCUCCAACUGCGCGCACCUCACCGACACCGCGCUUGUGUCUCUCAGCCAGGGAUGCCACGCGCUCUGCACGCUCGAGGUGGCUGGAUGCACGCAGUUGACGGACAGUGGCUUCCAGGCGCUGUCCCGCUCCUGCCACUCGCUCGAGAAAAUGGACCUUGAGGAGUGCGUUCUUAUCACGGACAACACGUUGAUGCAUCUCGCCAAUGGUUGCCCCAAGCUUCAGCAGCUGAGCCUCUCGCACUGUGAGCUCGUGACGGACGAGGGGAUCCGGCACCUAGGUGCAGGCGCUGGUGCGGCUGAGCAUUUGCUCGUGCUGGAGUUGGACAACUGCCCAUUGAUAACGGAUGCUUCGUUGGAGCACUUGGUCGCGUGCCAGAACCUGCAGCGCAUAGAGCUGUAUGACUGCCAGCUCAUCACCCGCGCUGGCAUCCGCAAGCUUCGCAGUCACCUGCUAGACCUCAAGGUGCACGCCUACUUUGCACCCGUCACACCUCCGCCCUCUGUCGGGGGUGGCAGGCCACGCUACUGCCGCUGCUGCGUUGUGCUCUAGUCAAAUGGAGAAGGCUUGGGGGCAAUGGGUGCUUUUAGGAAUUGCCUUUUGCUGCAGGUCAAGGUAGUCAAGAAAUUGUUAAAGCUAGACACGAAGCACCAAUCAUCUACGUGCCAACCGUGUCGACGGUCUUGCGUUUGUGGCUGCAUCUACGAUUACUUGUGAAGCUCGGAUGGUUUUCUGAAAUGUGGUGAAAGAACUGGUGGCUACGUGGAAGAAUGUUAUCACCGAAAGGUCCUUUCAAGCCCGCACUUACGUAAAUGUUGUUUGCACAUUCUGAACAGGUGCAAUUCAAGCUUUGCAUUAGAACCUUUUUGUUUCAGUUUUUACAAAACUUGAAGCAUAUUUUAUCGACGGCAGCGGCAACCGUUUUGUUUAAAGUGUAGAUAUGAAGUUGAUUGGCCGCAAACCGUUUGGCCGUGGUCCUAUUAUACCAGUGACUAUGAUCCGCAUGUACAGACACCACUUCCAUUCCACAGUUUGCUAACUGCGUCUUUGAAAGCACCGGCCAUCUGUAAAGAUAUUCCUCACUGCAUGUGGGUUGUAGGUACUGCGUACUGCAGUCUUUGUGAUAGUGAAAUUUGGUCAUGCCUACUUGUUGGUAGUAACGCUUCAGCAGUGCAGGAAAUUGCCUAAUCGUUAUUAAACUUGCAUUUCUUGUUUCACCUGAACCUUGAUUACUCGUCUGAUGUUCAGUAUUGAGCAAACUGCAGGUAUAAUCAUAGGUGUAAGGACACCACAAAAGGUAAAUCAAACAAGUUGGCCUAAAGAGUGCAGACGGCUUGCUUGUGGUAUCAUGAAUGCCAUACUAGUGCACUGCUUGUAACUUCAUCUAUUUAAUCAUAUUAGACAAGCACUGAACCUUUCUCCAUGUUUGUGAUUUACUGUCAUGGUAGUAUUCGUGCUACCAGUGUGAGCCAUCGAUGUGAUAGAGCACAUCAUUUCCAAAUGCAGAGAAUAUAAUUGUUCAAAGUGAAAGCCUGCACCUAACUGUUAGUCUGCCUGGAGUAAUUCUUUCUUUUUUUUUUCCCUCUCUUUUGAUCUUACGAGAGUCUCGUGAAUUGUACAGUGCAGACAACAAUGCAAGUGGUUUGCUCGUCCAUGUGUUUUCUUCUCUAUAGAAUAACGAUAAUGAAUCAGUACCAAGCCUCUCUGAAUCUCUGAGGAGGCAACUUGAUGAUACAGAUAAAAUGCACAUGUUAUAGUGUACAUGUCAUGCUUGACAGCACAAAAAAAAAGGUUUGGAAAGCAGGUUGCAAUAUGCCUUGACGCUGCACCGCGCGAAAAGGAAAUGUGAUGCCAUCACUUGUGCUGCUGUGACACCAUGUUGGGUGCCCGACUUCCAAUAAUCAAAACUGCAACCACUUGUUAAGAAAACGUGCUUGGGAAUGAUGUUAAUCCUAGAAUAGCGAUAACUAUUCAGGAGAAAGCUACUAUAUGUUAAUCUGCAUUUCGGCUUUGAAACAAGUAAUGUUUUGUACGAGUUAAUCGGACUUUCGAAAUUUCAACAUCUUGUGAUAGAAAAAGGAAAGAUUCCGACAUGUGCUUCCGACUUUCGCUUGCCGCACAAUGAUAAUAGGUAAUCUUUCUUUUAAUUACAGUGUGCAUUCGUGUGCAUUCGCAAACUAAUGGCACAUAAUGUCGAAUGAUUGGAAAAACACUUGCAAACCUUUUCAGAGAGCAAGACUGCAGCUUUUCUACUCGUUGAUUCGCUUAUGCCUUACAUAAAAAAAAUUCUCGUAACCAUUCAGCUAGAUAUGUUGUAAUUUGGAUUUAUUAUUUUUUUUUUUGCAUGAUGUGUGGGGAUGAUUGUGCCCACACAGGCUAUGGUAUUGGUGUAGCAUGUACCAUGAUCCUAAAUUAGUAAUGUAUGGUCACAUUUGUUCACUGAAAACAUUUUUCGGAUCCUCGUUACAAGAUUUUUUUUCUAGCGUAAACCUGGUGACCUUUCUUCUCGUUCACCAUACCACAGGGCCUGUUAUAGUUCAGGAUGUUGCGAGCAGCCUGCACCAGUAGAAGCAAAUAUUUUACUGUUAAUGACCGAGAGCCAUCUAUCUGACCACUAUGGUGCCCAGAAGCAUGCCUAAUGUUUGAGAAGCAUAGUUGUGUAGUACCAGUCAGCUUUCCUCAGUUUGGUAGCAGUUGCCAAAUGACUGAAAGGCACCUGCAUUUUUGGAACACUUAAUCCAAAUGUACUUGCUUUACCCUUAAUUUCAAGGAAAUGUUUGUAAUGUUUCAAGUCUGAAUGGGUACUGUUUGACAUCUUCUAAGCUUAACUCUAACCUAACUUCUUGCUAACUUGCCGAGUUAGAUUUAGAACACUUGAAAUGGUACUUUGUGUGCCCGCCCAGCUUGUGUUUUCAGCAGAUGUCUCUGCAGAUUAUUGCUUGAAUUAGGCUUAUUGUCACGACAAGUGGUUGGUGGUACUUGGCGAAAAAAUCGUAGCAAUUUUUUGCCUGCUUAGACAACAUAGGCAUAGGCACUUAUGUGUGAUGUUGGAACGGUGCAUUAGCCAAAUUAAUUUUCGUGAAAAAAAUUGCUGAUGUGAAAACAGGCAGGAAAUGGCAAAGGAAACCAGUUUGGCUUUUUGAGAGCUAACAUUUUGAUUAAAAGAAAAAGUCUAUUGUAAAGUUGAUCCUGCUGGUUGAGCAGUUCAACGACUAGGGUAGACAUUAUUCAGCCCCAACAUUUGCAUUGAAGAAUGAAAUCUUAUUUCCCCCAAAGUUGUCUGUCCGUUCACUGGUCACGCUGCGUUUCUUUGUAUAUUUGGACAUGAGAACAGUAGCUGAGCACAGUUGUAGAAGCACUUUUCAUUUGCAGUGGAACCACUAUUGUUCUCACUGAAAAAAUUUACGCCAAUUGGUCAUUUGUUUCUUGUAAAUACCUCGUUUGUUUUUGUUGUAAAUUUAAUAUUUCAAAGUUGGCUUUUAAUUUGCGAUGACUGCACAGUUGGAAACCUUUGCAGUUUGCACUGCAGAAUCUCCUCAAUAUAUCCAUGGUUUAUGCAGUUUUUCUUCUACAGCAGCAAACACUGAAAAUGUGUGUAUCUCUUCUUGGACAUUGUGCUACUUAUCGCGUUCUGUCACUUCAAGGUAUAUCUGUUAUUUUCUACUCACCAGAACAUCACGUGGUUCUUACUCUUAUCAGCAGCAUUAUAGAUUUAAUGAAGUUGUGGCAUCAUCUUCUUUCCUUUUUUUCUUUUUGCUGGACACUAUUAAAAGACUAAUGACCAGGGAGCACACAUUUAAUUGGUCGUUAUGAGGAAGUGCUGUUCUCCAUACACGCCUGUUGGCUAGUUUCAAUAGAACCAAAUCCGGUAUUUUUAUUGAAGUCUCAAUUUCUUUAGGUGCUCUCUUCGGCUGUUUACUAGAAACAUAGUGACACCCAUGUGUACUGGUCACUGCGCCGAACUAUCUUACUCGAGCGAGCAAAGAGUAGCUGGAAGUUAGUAACCAGGAAUGCCGUGCGAAUUUUAAAGAAAUUGGUGUCGCCUAUUUGCAGGUGAAUUGGUUCUUAUGGCUAAUCUGCCUGCCUCUAACUUGUAAACAUUAUGUUCUAAUCCGAUUUUGUUCUGUUGUCUCUAGGGUUUCAGUAUUUUCAUUUAAAUGUAAAGAACGAAAAAAAGGAAAAGUGCUGAAUGGUUGAAACGCUACCAGGAACGCACGGCUGCUAGUGAUUUUUGUGCCACCUUUGAGGUCUGGAUGAUUUAUGGAAAGCCGAACGCAGUUGCCAUGUGUGGUAUGCCAUAAUGUGUGAGCUUAGCAUCGCCAGCAUCCACUGGUGCUGCACAUAGUUUGCAUCUGCUGUAUCUUCUAACAGGAAAAAGCUGACUGCAUCAGUGCAUCUUAUGUGGAUAUGUAUCAUAGAUAUUACAUAGUGUGAGAGUUUUUGUGUGAGCACUAAGCUGAACAAAGAGUAUGAUUCUUAGAGGAAACAGGUUACGGUUUCAGUCGAAGAGAGCAGUAAUUUGCAUUCGUGUGUAAAAGCUCUCCUUCCCCUUCCAGGAGAUGAUAACAGAGCAUACGAAUUCUCUUCAAAGUGAUAGCCGAAAGUGCUGAUCCCCGGUCACUUUCACUUGUUAUUUUAAAAACAGUCUGCUGCUGUCUGGAAGAAAAGAAACCACUCAUUCUGUCCAUGGUUCCUACAUGUUUUACAUUGCUUCGCAUACAUCGAUGUCGGAUCUUGUCAGCAAUACGAGCAAACAACCCUAUUUCCACGAGCAAAAGGUAGAUAGCUUUUAUACGCGGCCUAUUUAAUGCUAACUGUACAUAGCACUGUGUUGAGAAUCUCAUCGAUGAUGCUGUCCAUGCUUCCUGCCAUGUAUCGCGCUGUAGGUCAUAAUGGCAUGAGGCUAGCUGGCUUUGAGUGCAUUUGUAUUUCACAUGCUUUUGCUACAUACAUUGAUGUUGGGAAUGUUAAAACAUGGUCAUCACGUCUGCAGGUGUUGUAUGCUGCACUUGUCGUUGUAGUGCCGCUUAGUAAAAGAGAAUCGCUUUGACAUUGUAUGCACAGAGCUGAUCCGUACCACUUUUGCAACCCAGAGAGUUAUUCGAUAGAACAGGUUUCAUAUUUCUUCACUUGAAAGAGCUGCAUGCAGCUGGGUGCCACUUUGUUGGGGUUGAGCGUUUCGCAAACUGAGAGUGUCAGUGUCAAGCAUUAUUUGUCAUUUAAUUGUCGAUAAUUGAUAUUCAAAAAUAAAAUUAAUUGAAAAUCAUAGGUGGCAUCUCUGAUAUGAAUACUGAAAGGCUGCUUAUCUCAUAUCCUGUACUCUAUGUUGCUUCAACCCGAUUGGGCACUUAAUCGCAACCCAGAUUGAGUAAUGGAAAAAAAAAAUGAAAGGAUGAGGCAAGGAGCAAAAGGCAACACGGGGCGCAGAAUAAAAGGCGAUUAGAAGUUUGUGCUCAGUCAUGUUGCCAUCUUAAUUUGAGUUGUGCUAAAACACCUAAUCAUGCUGUACCAACUCACCUUCUACACUCCUGUGCUUGAUCCUGUCUUUGUGCCUGGUGAUCAUGUUUGAUGAAACAGUGCAACCUUGCGGUGACCGAGAUUCGUACACAGGUAACUGUCUUCUCUGUGGUGGCAUGAUGGCUUUUAUGCCCGUGGCCAAUCAACGUGCACGUGUUUUAAAACGUCGGGCAUAUGUGGAUAUGUUUGUACAUGGUGUUGAUUUUAAAGCUGUCGAUAACCUUGUCUUUUCUUAGAUGGGUGAGGGUUAAGUGGCAAAGAAAAAUCUUGCUGCUUUGACACGAUGUUCCUCAACAACUCUAAAGAGACAUUUAUAGGAAUUUGUACACCUUGUAUGAUCAGCGACUGUGAGCAGUAGCUUGCCUUGUGCUUUUUGCUUGUAGCUUGCAUCUUAGUGUGUUUUUAGAAUGGAUUCAUGCACUUCAGGAACUUGGUCACUUGUCAUCUGUCACGCCGACAGUCAUUAUUGUUUCAAGAGGUAUCGGGUAGUUUGUUGUAAAAAGAAACUUUUAAGCAAUUCUACUGGCUUUCCAAAAAAAAAAACGAAAGAAGAUGGUUAUCAGUGUUGAAUUUUUGUUAUUUUCAUGAAAUCUGGAUGGCAGUGAAUCGGUUUUGGUGCCACUUUGGAUCUUCACUCUUUGGAUAACUUGUAUUUGGAAAUGUAUGUGACAUAACCCGUAUUGAGAG
Messenger RNA from Rhipicephalus sanguineus (brown dog tick), 7312 nucleotides. Its product is annotated as F-box/LRR-repeat protein 20. The coding region runs from base 347 to 1660 and encodes 437 amino acids. The transcript is spliced from 2 exons. The record is from RefSeq and is a predicted model, not a curated record. Gene Ontology annotation, molecular function: protein binding. Gene Ontology annotation, cellular component: SCF ubiquitin ligase complex. NCBI's taxonomy places the organism in Eukaryota, Metazoa, Arthropoda, Arachnida, Ixodida, Ixodidae. Gene Ontology annotation, biological process: SCF-dependent proteasomal ubiquitin-dependent protein catabolic process.